Molecule: messenger RNA, 932 nt
Organism: Lotus japonicus
Lineage: Eukaryota; Viridiplantae; Streptophyta; Magnoliopsida; Fabales; Fabaceae
Exons: 6
Coding region: 238-675 (145 amino acids)
Source: RefSeq, a predicted model, not a curated record
AGAAAAUAGGGAAAUGGUUGCAUAUCCCGCCUCUUCGCAUAUGCUUAUGGCAAGUUUUGAAAUUUGAGGUUUUGUCUGUUGUGCUGUUGAUUCACUCACCAACGUUGGUGUUUUCCACCAACUGCAGCAACCAAUCACACUCAUCAUUCACCAACAACAUCGAAAAGACACACCCAAUUCAAACUCUGUAGUCUGUAUCUCAAACCCUAGAAGAAACCCGACCCGAUUCGAUCAUCGAUGGCUGACCCUGAUUCAUCUGCGCCAUCUCUUCCUCUAUCCACUAAGGAGAACAUCACUCCCAUUUCCUCCAAAAUCGCCGAACUCAAUGAAUCUAGAUCGGAGCUUCUCGGAAGAAUUCAGGGUUUGAAACAGGAUUUGCAAGGUUGGAGAUCAAAGCUAGAUACACAGGUCAAGGUGUAUCGGGAUGAGCUGUCAGAACUAAAGAAAACUCUUAAUGUUGAAGUGGAGCAACUUAGAACAGAAUUUCAAGAUCUGAGGACCACUCUACAGCAGCAGCAAGAGGAUGUUACUGCUAGCUUAAGAAACUUGGGUCUUCAGGAUGUCUCAACAGAUGUCAAGAAAGCUGAGUCCCAGGAGGCUAAGAUUGAAGAAAUUGACCAGAAAGAGCAGCAGGUGUUACCCGAAGAGGAUAAUUCCAAAGUAGCUGAAAAUUAAACAGGCCUAAGUUUGGAGUAUUUGCUACUACCAGCAGUGUAUAACCUUCGGAGAAGCUGAAUGUCUUUCUGUGUGUCUGUAUUAGUAGUUCUACCUAUGUAUUGUUUAAUUAGUAAGGUCAGGUAAUACAUGACUCAAAUCAAUCAAUGGUAAAUUUUGAUGUUGCUCUUCCUUUCUGUUCAAACUUUAUUUUCAAAUUGUGGUACUUCUAGGACUAGUUGAACUAAUCCGAAAUAAAUAAAAAAUUGUUCUCUCUA